Molecule: messenger RNA, 710 nt
Organism: Drosophila bipectinata
Lineage: Eukaryota; Metazoa; Arthropoda; Insecta; Diptera; Drosophilidae
Gene: Bro
Product: Brother
Biological process (GO): regulation of transcription by RNA polymerase II
Cellular component (GO): core-binding factor complex; nucleus
Molecular function (GO): transcription coactivator activity; sequence-specific DNA binding
Source: RefSeq, a predicted model, not a curated record
AAUGAUCCGAAUAUCCAAAGACCAGUCUACAUUCCUGCUUUGACGAUGCACCAUCACCAGAAUCUCACAGACGCCGGUUCCUUACCAGGAAUGCUUCCGCCGUAUGAGGCUAUGGGCAUGUACGAACAGCCAAAGCCUCGCUUCAUCUUCAAGAUGCCCCGCGUGGUGCCCGAUCAGCGCUCCAAGUUCGAUAGUGACGAACUCUUCCGCCGCCUUUGCCGUGAGAGCGAGGUUCGUUACACGGGCUACCGGGAACGUGCUGCCGAGGAGCGUCGGAUGAGAUUCGUCAACGACUGCCGGAAGGGGUAUGCUGAGAUUUCCUUCGUGGCUUCCGGCACGAACCUACAGCUUUACUUCAACGCCAACCACAACCCAUACACACAGGAGCAGGAGUGUGACUUUGAGCGGGAACGCGGUAAGGUGCAUCUACGAUCGCACUUCAUCAUGAACGGCGUCUGCGUCCGCUUUCGUGGAUGGGUGGACCUUGAUCGAUUGGAUGGGGUGGCCAAUCUAGAAUUUGAUGAGCCACGAGCCCUGCAGGAGGAUACCCAACUCAGGGAGCAAAUAGAAAGCUAUAACCAACGGAUGGCCGACUCCAAAAGGAUGUACCAUGCUCCUCAGACACCGCCGGACGACCACCAUGGCAGAGUGGGCGGUGGCAUCGGACCCGGUGGCCCAAUUGGCUGGUAGGGCCAUUUUCAACCUUUAAA